AUGAUUGGAAAAUUCGAACAGGCUGGCAAUAUUUAUCCGAAUAGAAACUUUAAAUGAAGGACUGGACUGCAAAACUUAGGAAAUACAUGCUAUAUGAAUGCAGCAGUGCAGUGCCUAAGCAAAGUUAAGCCUAUCAAAAGGUUUUUCAGAAAGCAGCAGGUUGAUAUGCAAGAUAGAGAGCAGGAUGGGUAUAACUAUAAGUAAUUCCUACUUAGGCUGCUUGAAGAAUUUCAGAAAUUGAUUAUAUUUUUAUGAGAAGGCUAUCCUAUGCUUUCACCUAACUCCCCCCCCCCCUCCGUGAGCGAACAAAACCAUUAGAAAAAUCGCCAUUUUUUGACCAAAAACCCACCCUCCGUGAGUGAACAAAAAUAUUUUUAAUAGAAAAAAUUUUAAUGGAAAAAAAAUUUUGAUAUAUAAGUGAUAAUUAGUAUAAUGAAAUCUAGAGCUAAUUCUGUUUAAUUUUAAACAAAUUGCGUUUUUUAAAACAUAAAAUUUUGCAAAUUAAAUUAAUAUUUGCUUCCCAAUUUUUGCAAAUUAGGAUUUUUUUAAAUUUCGAAAAAAAAAUAUUUUUUUAUAAAAUUUAUAUAUAAAUUUUUUUUAAAAAAAAAAAAUUAACCCCCCUCCGUGAGCGAACAAAUUUUUUUUGUUCGCUCACGGAGGGGGGGGGGGGGAGUAAGUUAAUUUUUAAAAAUUAAUCUGGCCAUAAACUAACUAGCCACUAUAGCUUAUGCACCUUAAUAGAUCUCUAUACCCCAGUAGAAUACCGACCAGAAAAAAUAUGGUGCAGGGCACCUGUCUUAUACAGUAUAAGUCUGAUUAGGUACCUUAAAACCAUAAACGGAGACUUGUCAUUUUCGUUUUUACUUUUCAAAAAGCUGACAAGUACAAAUUAAUUUUGGAAAUUAAAAUGAAUGGCCAAUAAUGAUCUAAAUAAUUUCAGGGACUAUAGCCUUCGCCUCAUCUUGGCUCCAAGAAUAGCAGCCUCCAUAGCUCUGAGUUAGAAUAAGAAAAAUAGAAGGUUGCCAAUUUUGAUUCCCGAUCUGAAAACCUGUUCAAGGAUUCAGCUCCCUAGGGCAGAGCCCCAUCUCCAGGGUCUCUAGAUGGUCCUAAUAAUGUGGUAUGCUAAACCUGUUUAUUUCAUCUGGCAGGGAUAGGAAAACCUUCGAGACAAACCAAACUUCCAUCUUCGGCAGGCAUCCCCGAAUCUGAAGGCCUGCUUCAAAAAGGGACAAAAGCUCUAUUUUCAGCCUCAUCUGGAUGGGUCAUACCUGAUCAUAGGGAGUGCGCCUCAGAGUUCAAUUUCUAUCAAUUUUACCAUUUUAUUUCUCUCCUCCACCUAAGGAAUUUGUAAAUCAGGCUUAUACUUUAUGCCCAGACUAUCGACCUAAAACCCAGCAAGACUCCCAAGAAUUUUUACGAUUUUUAUUAGAUAGCAUAGACUCUACACUUCGCCAUAUCACAGGCUCAUCUAUAAUAUCAGAUACAUUUGUAGGGACAAUAGAAUGCAAAACAACAUGCAGAGGUUGCAAAUCUGUAUCCACCAGAGACGAAUCAUUUUUGGAUCUCUCUCUUGCAAUCCCUUCAGAAAUUUCCCCAAAAUCAUAUGAUAUGAUGGAGUGAAAAGACAAAAGCUACAUGGAAGAGGCUAAAAAUUCAUGGUUUAAUCAAGUAAAAAGGUAAAAAAAAGUUAGCUAUUUUUGAAAAGGUGGAGGGAAUAUAAUUUCUAUUUAUGAUUGCUUAAUACAUCAUUUUAAGCCUGAAGUCCUUAAUCAAGAGGAUAAUUUGUAUUAUUGUAGCCAAUGUGAAAGCAAAAAUGAAGCAAACCAAGAGCAUAAAAUUAAAAAACUCCCUCAAAUAUUGAUAAUAAAUUUGAAAAGAUUCAAAUAUGCAUAUUGAGGCUCAAAAGUUUCUACUUAUGUUCAAAUACCUUUUAAACUAAACUUAUCCCAGUUUAGCUGUGAUGAAGGAAGCCAAAAAUAUCAAUUGAUUGCAGUGAUGCAGCACUAUGGCGCGAUAUGAAAAGGGCAUUAUAUCGCCUACUGUAAAGACACGAAGAGAAAUAAAUGGUUUGAGUACGAUGAUUUAAGAGUCAGAGAGGUUUCAGAAAGUGACAUUGUAAAUGCACAGGUCUAUAUAGCUUUUUAUGAAAAAACUGAAAAAAUUUAA
Molecule: messenger RNA, 2166 nt
Organism: Blepharisma stoltei
Lineage: Eukaryota; Ciliophora; Heterotrichea; Heterotrichida; Blepharismidae
Source: the annotation of a GenBank genome assembly